GGUAACCUGUGGAAAAAGCCUCCCGCGGGUUCCCCUUCCGUUCUGCCAGGCGACUUCCGCCCCAGGCCCCGCAACACGGUUGCUGUAGCCCACCCGCCGGGCGGCCGCUGAACAGUCUCUGAAGCUCGUUCCGUCGAGCGGCGGCCGACCCGCCUCUCCAUCCUCCUGUCCCGCCCGCGCUCGCCUCCUCGCGGCCGGCCGGCCCGGCUCUACAUGGGGGCGGGCCUCCGCAGCCCGGACUCGGCUUCCUGUUCGACAGAGGGGGCCUGGCGCUAGGCGGCGGCUACUUAGCCCGCGCCCGCCUCGGUGCGGUCACCGACCCCGGGAGGAGGCUCCAGGGCCGCUUCUCGGGCGGUUGCGCCAAGCCAGGCUCUGCGCCGCCAUGGCCCCAGUGCAGCUGGAGAACCACCAGCUGAUCCCUCCGGGCGGCAGCGGCUCGGCGGCAGCCCCGGCUCCUCCGCCGCCAGGAUCCACGGUGGCGGCAGCUGCGGCCGCAGCUAGCCCUGGGUACCGGCUUAGCACGCUCAUCGAAUUUCUUCUGCACCGGGCCUACUCGGAGCUCUUGGUGUUGACGGACUUAUUACCAAGGAAAUCUGAUGUGGAAAGGAAAAUAGAAAUUGUACAGUUUGCUAGCCGGACACGUCAACUCUUCGUUCGAUUAUUAGCUUUAGUAAAAUGGGCUAAUGAUGCUGGCAAAGUAGAAAAGUGUGCGAUGAUCUCAAGCUUUUUAGAUCAGCAAGCUAUCUUGUUUGUGGACACCGCUGAUCGCUUGGCCUCCUUAGCUAGAGAUGCUCUGGUCCAUGCACGCCUGCCUAGUUUUGCUAUCCCAUAUGCCAUUGAUGUGCUGACUACUGGCUCUUAUCCACGACUUCCAACCUGCAUCAGGGAUAAAAUUAUUCCUCCAGACCCAAUUACCAAAAUUGAGAAACAAGCCACACUUCAUCAACUUAAUCAGAUUCUUAGACAUAGGCUUGUAACAACAGAUCUUCCUCCACAGCUAGCAAAUCUUACAGUGGCAAAUGGCCGCGUGAAGUUUCGAGUUGAAGGAGAAUUUGAAGCAACCUUGACAGUAAUGGGUGAUGAUCCAGAAGUUCCAUGGCGCCUUCUCAAGCUAGAAAUUCUAGUUGAGGAUAAGGAAACAGGAGAUGGCCGAGCUUUGGUUCAUAGCAUGCAAAUCGACUUUAUCCAUCAGUUGGUGCAGUCUAGGCUCUUUGCUGAUGAGAAACCUCUUCAGGACAUGUACAACUGCCUACAUUGUUUCUGCUUAUCUCUUCAAUUAGAAGUGUUACAUUCCCAGACUCUGAUGUUAAUCCGAGAGAGAUGGGGUGACCUUGUACAAGUGGAAAGGUAUCACGCUGGAAAGUGCCUCUCUCUCUCAGUUUGGAAUCAACAGGUUCUAGGGAGAAAAACAGGCACAGCAUCUGUUCACAAAGUUACAAUUAAAAUUGAUGAAAAUGAUGUCUCCAAGCCUUUACAGAUUUUUCAUGAUCCUCCUUUGCCAUCUUCUGAUUCUAAAUUAGUAGAAAGAGCUAUGAAGAUUGACCACUUAUCAAUAGAAAAGCUCCUGAUUGAUAGUGUACAUGCAAGAGCCCAUCAGAAGCUGCAGGAACUGAAGGCCAUUCUUAGAAGCUUCAAUGCUAAUGAAAAUUCCUCCAUAGAGACUGCGCUUCCAGCUCUUAUUGUUCCCAUAUUGGAGCCCUGUGGUACUUCGGAGUGCCUACACAUUUUUGUAGAUUUGCAUUCUGGAAUGUUCCAAUUGAUGCUUUAUGGACUUGACCAGGCCACUCUGGAGGACAUGGAAAAAUCUGUGAAUGACGAUAUGAAGCGGAUCAUCCCUUGGAUUCAGCAACUUAAGUUUUGGCUUGGACAACAGCGUUGCAAGCAUUCUAUAAAACAUCUGCCUACAAUAACCACUGAAACGUUGUAUCUUUCCAACUAUUCAACGCAUCCCAUUGGAAACCUUUCUAAGAAUAAGCUAUUUAUUAAGCUUACCCGCCUUCCACAGUACUACAUUGUUGUGGAAAUGCUUGAGGUUCCCAAUAAACCCACUCAACUAUCGUACAAGUACUACUUCAUGUCUGUGAGUAGUCCAGAUCGUGAAGACAGCCCUGUCAAGGCACUGCUGCUGCAGCAAUUCAAGGACAACAUCCAGGACUUGAUUUCCUAUACAAAGACUGGGAAACAGACCGGAACUGGUACCAAGCACAAGUUGUCUGAUGACCCAUGUCCAGUAGAAUGCAAGAAAGCCAAACGAACAGGAGAAAUGUGUGCCUUCAAUAAAGUUCUAGCUCAUUUUGUCGCUAUGUGUGACACCAACAUGCCAUUUGUAGGACUUCGAUUGGAGUUGUCCAACCUGGAGAUACCCCAUCAAGGAGUGCAAGUGGAAGGUGAUGGCUUCAGCCAUGCAAUUCGCUUACUAAAAAUUCCUCCCUGUAAGGGAGUAAAUGAGGAAACCCAAAAGGCCCUGGACCGCUCUCUUCUUGAUUGCACUUUCCGAUUACAAGGUAGAAAUAACCGCACAUGGGUGGCAGAAUUAGUGUUUGCAAACUGUCCGCUUAAUGGCACUUCUACCAGGGAGCAAGGACCAUCUCGGCAUGUUUACCUAACGUAUGAAAAUCUGUUGUCCGAACCUGUUGGUGGUAGAAAAGUAGUUGAAAUGUUUCUUAAUGACUGGAGUAGCAUUGCCCGAUUAUAUGAGUGUGUGUUGGAGUUUGCACGUUCUCUACCAGACAUACCUGCUCAUCUGAAUAUUUUCUCCGAAGUUCGUGUUUAUAAUUAUCGAAAACUUACCUUGUGUUAUGGAACCACCAAAGGAAGCUCAAUUAGUAUCCAGUGGAAUUCUAUUCAUCAGAAAUUUCACAUUUCUUUGGGAACAGUUGGCCCAAACUCAGGUUGCAGUAACUGUCACAAUACCAUUCUCCAUCAACUUCAAGAAAUGUUCAACAAAACACCAAAUGUGGUUCAGUUGUUACAGGUGUUGUUUGAUACUCAGGCACCAUUAAAUGCCAUCAACAAACUCCCUACUGUGCCAAUGUUGGGCUUGACUCAGAGAACUAACACUGCCUACCAGUGUUUCUCCAUUCUACCGCAGUCAUCCACCCACAUCAGACUGGCCUUCAGGAACAUGUACUGCAUUGAUAUAUACUGCCGUAGUCGUGGUGUUGUGGCAAUACGGGAUGGUGCUUAUAGUCUUUUUGAUAACAGCAAGUUAGUUGAAGGUUUCUAUCCUGCACCAGGAUUGAAGACAUUCCUGAACAUGUUUGUUGACAGCAAUCAGGAUGCUCGGAGAAGAUCUAUAAACGAGGAUGAUAACCCCCCUUCUCCUAUAGGAGGUGAUAUGAUGGACUCUUUAAUAUCACAGCUCCAGCCACCUCAGCAACAGCCAUUUCCAAAGCAGCCAGGAACUUCAGGUGCUUACCCUCUUACUUCACCUCCUGCGUCCUAUCACAACACAGUUAAUCAGUCCCCCUCUAUGAUUCACACACAGUCUCCAGGAAAUCUGCAUGCUGCCAGCUCCCCCAGUGGGGCUUUGCGAGCCCCAUCACCAGCGUCAUUUGUUCCAACUCCUCCCCCAUCCUCGCAUGGAAUCUCAAUAGGACCAGGGGCCAGUUUUGCUAGUCCACAUGGAACCCUUGACCCUAGUUCUCCAUACACUAUGGUGUCACCAAGUGGACGAGCAGGAAACUGGCCUGGGUCUCCUCAAGUGUCUGGACCCUCACCAGCAACCCGUUUGCCUGGAAUGUCACCAGUCAACCCCUCUCUACAUUCUCCUGUUCCAGAUGCUUCUCAUUCCCCCCGAGCUGGCACAAGUUCCCAGACAAUGCCAACCAACAUGCCUCCACCUCGCAAACUACCUCAGCGCUCCUGGGCAGCAUCCAUACCCACCAUCCUCACUCAUAGUGCCUUGAACAUCUUACUAUUACCCUCUCCAACUCCGGGCCUUGUGCCUGGCCUGGCAGGCAGUUAUCUUUGUUCCCCACUUGAGAGAUUCCUUGGAUCUGUCAUCAUGAGACGACACCUUCAAAGAAUUAUUCAACAGGAAACGUUGCAACUGAUCAAUUCCAAUGAACCUGGUGUAAUCAUGUUCAAGACAGAUGCCCUGAAAUGCAGAGUAGCUCUUAGUCCCAAAACCAACCAGACCCUUCAGCUAAAAGUAACACCUGAAAAUGCAGGACAGUGGAAACCUGAUGAGCUUCAAGUUUUGGAGAAAUUCUUCGAAACAAGAGUUGCAGGACCACCAUUUAAAGCCAACACACUUAUAGCCUUCACCAAGCUGUUGGGAGCACCAACACACAUCCUCCGCGACUGUGUGCAUAUUAUGAAGUUGGAGCUGUUCCCAGACCAAGCAACCCAGCUAAAAUGGAAUGUUCAGUUUUGCCUCACCAUCCCUCCCAGCGCACCACCAAUUGCACCUCCUGGGACACCAGCUGUGGUGUUGAAAUCCAAAAUGCUGUUUUUUCUUCAGCUAACUCAGAAAACAUCAGUCCCUCCCCAAGAACCUGUUAGUAUAAUAGUUCCCAUCAUUUAUGACAUGGCUUCAGGUACCACCCAGCAGGCAGACAUUCCCAGACAGCAGAACUCUUCUGUUGCUGCGCCCAUGAUGGUCAGCAACAUUCUGAAGAGGUUUGCAGAGAUGAACCCACCACGACAAGGUACAUGAGCAGUAGAUGGUAUUUUAUUGCGUAUAUGUUAUAAGGAUUCCUUUGAGAGAGACCUGCCUCUGCUUUCCUCCUCUUUUCCCUCCUUCCCUCCUCUGCACCCCAAUCCUAGUACUAGCGCUCUGUUGCCAUGGCCCUCUUAGUGUCUGCUUGUCGCUUUCUUUCUUUCUCACUGGCUCUUCAUUUUUGUCCAUUUCUUUGCUGCCUGAACUUCAUUUUUGUUAGCAAUUUACUAUUGGGACUGAGCUGGUUGCUAAUGCCAGAAGCUUGUAUUUAUAGCACACAUUGCCACAAAGCCCUAGGUUAGGAUGAUAGAUUUUCUGUGGCUGUGAAUUCCUGCCUUGCCAUCAAUACCUGCCACUCUGUACAUCACAAAGUUGAAAUGCAUGUUGGUUUCUCAUACUUCAUGGUUCGAUCAUGAACAAAAUACUAUUAUUAAAAGUUGUGUAUCUUCUAAAUGUUUUGUGAAGAAUAAAAGCUGAUACAAAUGGCAUCACGGCUUUUUGGGCUUCUUAUGUAAGUGUCAGGUGGGUGCAAGUGAGCCUUUUCCCUGAGUGCACAAUGAAGCUCUGAGACUGGACAUUUCUGAAAAAAAAAAAAAAGCAGAGUGUUUCUUGAAAGAUAAAUAAGGUUGCUUCGAUGCUGGAGUAGCC
Molecule: messenger RNA, 5311 nt
Organism: Alexandromys fortis (reed vole)
Lineage: Eukaryota; Metazoa; Chordata; Mammalia; Rodentia; Cricetidae
Gene: Med14
Product: mediator complex subunit 14
Exons: 30
Coding region: 383-4660 (1425 amino acids)
Biological process (GO): regulation of transcription by RNA polymerase II
Cellular component (GO): mediator complex; core mediator complex
Molecular function (GO): transcription coregulator activity
Source: RefSeq, a predicted model, not a curated record